Molecule: messenger RNA, 540 nt
Organism: Gastrolobium bilobum
Lineage: Eukaryota; Viridiplantae; Streptophyta; Magnoliopsida; Fabales; Fabaceae
Product: MYB-like transcription factor ETC3
Exons: 3
Coding region: 106-378 (90 amino acids)
Biological process (GO): cell differentiation
Cellular component (GO): nucleus
Molecular function (GO): transcription cis-regulatory region binding
Source: RefSeq, a predicted model, not a curated record
GCCAAAGCUAUGCAUAAAAGUUUUCUAAUGUUUCGGCAGUUCCAAAACAAAUUAUAUAUCUUCGUGUGAGCAGUCUCUGCCCCUCUGUUUUUUUAACCCAGACAAAUGGAUAAGCACCCUCCACAUAAGGCAAAGAUCUCCACAAUCACAAGUACAACCUCUGAAGAAGUGACCAGUACUGUGUGGCAAUUCAUAGACAUGAGCGAGCAGGAGGAGGAUCUCAUUCGCAGGAUGUACGGGCUAGUCGGGGAUAGGUGGGAUUUGAUAGCUGGUCGCAUUCCAGGUCGUAAAGCAGAAGAAAUAGAGAGAUUCUGGAUUAUGAGACACGGCGAUGGUUUUUCUCAUGGAAGAAAGGAACGUAAUGCCAAAGACUCGUGAUUUUCUCGGUUCAAUUAUCUUUCCUGGGCAUUAUUUUGGUACAUAAAAUCUGUUUUGGUUUUUUCAUAACUAUCUUCCUUUGUAUUCCCUCUUGUGGAACACUUUCAUUAAUUCGGCACAAAUGUCUCAUUAAAGCUAUGGAAAGAGUUUGCAUUUUAGUUC